UGGCGAAGAACGAGGUGGAGGAAAUGAGAAAAGUGUUGGAUAGGUUCGGAGAAGAGACGAGGAAAAAGAAAACGUACUUGAGAGCAGAAAUCGAGGAACUUGAAAUUCGUAUCACCGAAGUUCAAGAGGCCAGGGAUGAAUUCGAAGAAGAUGUUGUCGAGAAAGGUGUGAACCGUAUCACCGGAAAGAUUCCAGCCGAGAAAAUCGUCAGAUUCGUCGAGGAGUGGCUACGAUCGGCGAACACGAUAAUAGAACGACUGAGGCUGAAAAGCACGACGCUGAGGGCGCAGAUGAAAAAGGCUGGACAACAGCUGAUCCAGAGGAAGGAGCUUGGCGAGUCGCUUCACCCGGUUGACUUUGAACAAUUGAACAUCGAGAACAAGGAUUACGUAAAGAUGAUCGAGGAGAAGAAUCGCUACGUGAUCGGGAUGAAGAGAAUCGCAGGUCAUUAUCAUUUAAAAUUGACCCAGAGAAAACAGAAGCUCGACGAUCUUCUGUCCGCUUUAAAUCAAGUGAAAAAAGAGACUGCAAUGAAAGAGGAACAGAUCAAAAAGUUUAAGGCUGAACUGAAGAUUGUGAAGGUGAAGUUGAAGCAAAAGACCAUACUGUUGAAGAAUUUAUUGACCUUCAUGGAGAACCACACUGCACCAAGUAUUCUAGAAUUCGUGUACCUACAAGCAGAUUUCCAGGAGUUAGAAAAGGCUUUCAAGCGCCUGCAGAGACGCAGAGACAUCGAUCGAAUAAUAUAUCAAACCUAUAAGAAAUUGAUGUAUAAAAGAACUCGCGGGAGUAUAGAUUACAACUUUUUAAAAGCGAAAAAGAUAUCCGACACGAGAUAUCCUGUUCAACCAGUGUUCUAAAAUCCCACACCUACUUUUUCCUGCAAUUUUGGCUCGUCCUCUGUAAAAUCAUUCCCGCUUGCUGGAAACGGGAAAAU
Osmia bicornis bicornis is the source of this 937-nucleotide messenger RNA. Its product is annotated as coiled-coil domain-containing protein 113-like. Lineage: Eukaryota; Metazoa; Arthropoda; Insecta; Hymenoptera; Megachilidae. Bases 24 to 860 code for a protein of 278 amino acids. Gene Ontology annotation, cellular component: axoneme; ciliary basal body. Gene Ontology annotation, biological process: cilium assembly. The transcript is spliced from 5 exons. The record is from RefSeq and is a predicted model, not a curated record.